Cooperia oncophora is the source of this 504-nucleotide messenger RNA. The record is from the annotation of a GenBank genome assembly. NCBI's taxonomy places the organism in Eukaryota, Metazoa, Nematoda, Chromadorea, Rhabditida, Trichostrongylidae.
AUGGACUUUAGUUACGAAUGCCAUUUUCAGUAUCCCCGACACGAAUGCCUUGUCGCAUACGAUGAGGAGUUGUCAUUUUUUGGCAUCAUGCCAGAUUUGAUAAGCGAUUGUUGUUAUGAAGACUAUAAGGAUAAGAAACGGGAAAAUCAAGAACGGCUUCUCGAGGAGCGAAUCGAGAGUAUCGACGCGACCAAGCUCAAACAAACCUUCCAGCAGAAGAUGUGGGCGGCGUUCGAGAAUCCGCACACCUCGUCGGUCGCACUUGUAUUCUAUUAUGUCACGGGUUUUUUCAUUGCUGUUUCUGUAUUAUGUAAUAUAAUAGAGACCAUUCCAUGCUGGUAUGUAAAUGACACUCCUACCUCCUGUGGAGACGCCUAUGAGAGACAAUUUUUUGUAUUAGAUACUGCUUGUGUUAUAAUAUUUACCAUAGAGUAUUUGUUACGAUUAUACGCUGCUCCAGAUCGAUGUCGAUUUUUGAGGUAUGUUCACAUAACAAGAUUGUGA